Messenger RNA from Cordyceps fumosorosea ARSEF 2679, 516 nucleotides. RefSeq names its product Large-conductance mechanosensitive channel. Bases 1 to 516 code for a protein of 171 amino acids. The transcript is spliced from 3 exons. Gene Ontology annotation, biological process: intracellular water homeostasis; monoatomic ion transport. The record is from RefSeq and is a predicted model, not a curated record. NCBI's taxonomy places the organism in Eukaryota, Fungi, Ascomycota, Sordariomycetes, Hypocreales, Cordycipitaceae. Gene Ontology annotation, molecular function: mechanosensitive monoatomic ion channel activity.
AUGCCGUCCCAGGACCUGGAGCACGUCCACAGCGAGGCCGACUCGCUGCUGCACCGCGGCCAGGAGCGCGCCCAGCGCUUCUUCCACGGCUUCGUCGACUUUGCCUUUCAAGGCAACAUUCUAGAAAUCGCCUUUGGCCUGAUCGUCGCGGCUGCGUUCACGGAGCUGGUCAAGUCGUUUGUCGGCAACAUCUUGAUGCCGCCCAUCGCCGUCAUCUUCCCGCUCAACAAGAAUAUUGAGGAAAAGUUCGCCGUCCUGCGCCGCGGCGACAAGGUCAACACGACCACGCAGUACAGCACCGUGCAGCAGGCGCUCGACGAUGGCGCCGUCGUCAUGGCAUACGGCUCAUUCAUCUAUCAACUCGUCUCCUUUACCAUGGUUGGGCUGUGUCUAUAUGGUGUGGCGCACAUUUACACUCUGGUCUCGCACGACCCCAUCAUCAAGUACACGACAAAGUGUCGCUACUGCCGCAAGCGAAUCAAUGAAAAGGUAUGCAUGGCUCCUCUCCAACAAUGA